Anguilla anguilla (European eel) is the source of this 4066-nucleotide messenger RNA. RefSeq names its product protein disulfide isomerase Creld1 (gene creld1b). The coding region runs from base 300 to 1523 and encodes 407 amino acids. Gene Ontology annotation, molecular function: calcium ion binding. The transcript is spliced from 12 exons. NCBI's taxonomy places the organism in Eukaryota, Metazoa, Chordata, Actinopteri, Anguilliformes, Anguillidae. The record is from RefSeq and is a predicted model, not a curated record.
GGGGCGGGAUCCCUUGGGCUGGUGCUGCGGACAGGACAGAAGCACCUAGAAUUAUAGCAGCCAAGUGUGGCCGUUGAUUUAGCUGCGCCGGGCCAGCGAAGGCAUUCGAUGGUACCUGAAUGAUAACGGAGCAGGGUUUCUGAGCACCUCCCGCCGUCCAUCAACGUAAAUAAUCAAAACAUUUACUGCCCAAACGAAGCAAAAGUUGGGGGGAGGUCAGUGGAACAGCUGAUUAUACUGGCAACCCUACCCCCUCAAUUCCCUGGAGUACCUACACUCUUGCAUUAUCUGGACCGGACAUGAUGUGGUCACCAAGGCCCCUCCUACUGGCUGUAGUACUGUGCUCAGUCCUCUCUGUGGUGCGUGUAAAGACCGCCCCCUGCCAAGCCUGUCGCAAACUCACAGAGAACUUCAUGAAGGGUCUGGAACGAACGGCCAAUAAGAACUUUGGGGGUGGGAACACGGCAUGGGAGGAGGAGAAACUGGCCAAAUAUGCACGCAGUGAGACCCGGCUGCUGGAGAUUGUGGAGUCGGCAUGUGAGAGCUCAGACUUUGAUUGCAACAGACUACUGGAGCAGAUCGAGGACCAGGUGGAGACAUGGUGGUUCCACAGACAGGAAGAGGCACCAGAUUUGUUUGAGUGGUUAUGCAUUGAUGAACUCAGGCUGUGUUGUCCACCAGGGAGAUUUGGACCUGAUUGUGCUGAGUGUCCUGUGGGGCCUGGUGGGGUGUGUGGUGGUCUGGGGCGUUGUGAGGGGGAGGGGACACGCCUGGGGGGCGGAGAAUGCGUCUGUGACCCAGGCUACUCUGGCCAGCUGUGCCAGGACUGUGCACAUGGCUACUAUAGAGAAAAGACGUCCAAUCACACGCAGCCUUCCUGUUCAGCAUGCUACCAUGCCUGUAAGAAGUGCUCCGGGCCAGAGGACUACAAAUGCCUGGACUGCAAGCCAGGCUGGUCUCUUCAUGACCACAAGUGUGUGGACAUCGAUGAGUGUGGUACAGAACUGGCUCGAUGUCCCUCCAACACAUACUGCUUUAACACAGAUGGCUCCUACGAAUGCAGAGGCUGUGACCAGGCCUGCGUGGGCUGCAUGGGCAGUGGUCCAGCCCGUUGCAAGAAGUGUUCCCGUGGCUACAGACUGACAGGAGCCAAGUGCCUGGAUGUGGAUGAGUGCACUGAGCGAGCGAUUGCAUGUCCUGGUCUGAAUGAGGUCUGUGUUAAUGAGGAGGGGUCCUUCCGCUGUGAGUGUGCGGAGGGGUACCAGCGCAAGGACAGCAUCUGCGUAGAGAACCUGCCCCCUUCGGGCCCAGAGAAAGGCCUUUUUGAGGACAUGACGGAUGACGAGGUGCUGGUUCUGCAGCAGAUGUUCUUCGGCGUGGUGAUCUGCGCCCUGGCCACGCUGGCUGCCAAGGGGGACAUGGUCUUUACCGCCAUCUUCAUCGGGGGCGUGGCCGCCAUGGCCGGAUACUGGCUGUCGGAGAAAGGGGACCGCAUGCUGGACGGGUUUCUGCGGGGACGCUAGCCUAUCGGGGGCCGGGGAAUCAGAGGCGGGGCGGGGAGGAGGAGUGCAGAGAAUGUGGGGAGUUUUGGGAAAGGGAGCGAAUGGCAUUGGGAAAAGGCAGGGAACAGAUACACUGGAAUGGGUGUGAGAGGUGGACUGUAACAAGCCCUCACCUGGAGAGGGCGUGGUCACUCACCCUUCUGCAGAAGCAGAGGGACUGGGCAGCCCCAGUGAUGGGGUGACACUGGGCUUUCAUCAUUUGUUGUAAUUAUGCAUUGCACUAGAGGUGAGGGAGUACUCCAAAAAUGCUGAAAAAUCAUCCCCCUACCCCCCGACAAAGAAAUUGUGCUUGAAACCUCAGGACUCAGACCCCCAUCAUCCCUUCUCCUGCCACCCCCCCCCCCCCAGCCGCACACAAUCCUCUCCAUCCUAUUUCAAAUUUAGGAUUUUAUUUUGGGAGGUAGGGGGAAACGGGCAGAAGGCGCUGAAUCACUAAGGAGUGUCCCGACUUCUGCCACGCCUUGAAUUCUCUGCAGUGGAUUGUGGGGAAUCUCACCUGUGGCAGCUGUCAGCACGCAGAAUUUAGCAGGAAGGCAUGAGGGGACAGAAAACAUGACACUUCUGUUGUUCUCUUUUUUGUGCGUUUUACAGAGGAAUUGCUGAAUGCAUGAGAUGUACUGUAUAAGGGUGGUGUGUUGUAGCCUCACGAGGAACACAGAAUGGUGUGGAUUUCCUGUCAUUUCCGUUUUUUUUACAUUUUCAGGCAGGAUUUUUAAUGCACAGUCUCUACAGCUUUGCCACCCAUAAUACCUACGGACAGCAGCAAUAUUGUGCGUGCGUGUAAAUGCGUGUGUGUGUGCGGGUGUGUGUGUGUGCGAGAGAAUAUGAUAUGAGCUUGUCGUGUGUGCAUCGGUCUUCAUGUAGUUGAAAGACGUGUGCCCCACCUGCACUGAAGGGGUUAUUUAUUUCUUAUUUAUUUUGUAGCCACCAUGUUUUAAUUGUGUUUAAAGUUUAAGAGUUUUUAUUUUCCCCAGACAUAUCUUUGCAAUUGUACACUGCUUCUGUACAGUAGGCCCAUGUGCAAACUGUCAUAUGGUAUAUUGUUCUCUCUAAGGUCACCCUGUCUUGUGUUCAGUGAGAAAUUUCCCACUUUUACAUUCUAAAUGAAUUGUCUGCUGUUUAGUGGAUGUGUGCGGUUAGUGAAAGGGCUUUUCAGUCAUUAUUUUCCAGCAGCAUGGAUUUAAACUGCCAUCUUCCCACCUCUCUCUUUUGUCGGCCUGUCUGUCAGUAGCAACGAUGACAUUUUUCCAUAUUGUCCAUGUUUAUCAGUAAUUGCAGCUCACUAAAUCUAGUUCAUUUUCGUCCACGCUCAACUGGCAAUCUAUGAGGAUUACACAGUUAAGCGAAGAUGUGCCCAAUGUAUUUUACCUCACUAGUCACUUACCUCACUGAGCUGUGCGUGUGCGGCGUGCCUGUGUGUAUGCAUGUGCGUGUGUGUGCGCGUACAUGUGUGCGUGCGUGUGCGCCCGUGUGUGUGCGUGCCUGCGUGUGUGUGUGCAUGUGCGCCUUUCAUCCGUCCGCUCCUUUAAGACGCACUCCUCUGGCUGUGUCUGUCUGUGAGCUGCGCUCUACCUGUGGCCAGGUCUUUGUAAUUAUGCCAUUAGCUAUACCUGUAAAUUAUUGACAAUGUGAAAACCACCUGCAUCUUUCUUGGCCUGCUGUGGUGCUUUACGUAACCUGUACACAUACGUCAGGAAAAUUGCACUUCUUUACAUUAUUAUCAUUAUUAAAAAAGAAACUUUAUCAUAGUUCUGGUUUUAUUUGUAUCAGAUCUCUUUCCUCAUAAAUUUUUCAAAAUCUUUGUUGUACUGGUACAUUAUAUCUAUCAGCCUAUUUCCCUUUCAUGAUUGGGUGUGAGAUGUGGGAUGGCCCAGUGUUAGGGGUGUGGCUGUAUUAUUUAAGGGUGCAGCUCCAGUUUAGAGGGUUGUACUGAAGGAGUUCCCUAUCUCUCAGCAUCUCCAGAGACCGGCUGACUGCCUUGUCCCUCCAGCACUGCUCCAUCAGCUGGAGAGGUAGAAGGUAAAGAAAGGAAGAGAUUAGCAAAACAUGCUGAUGUGACUUCCCGAGUGCCUGAGUAGGCAUGGGAAAUGGCUGUGAUCUCAGGCUGAGCCUACAUAUUGCUAGUCGCUGUCUAGGCUAUGUCCUUAGCCAACUAUGGCUGUGAGUACGCAACACGGGGAUGCAGGGUGGCCGUUUCCUGGAGGGUAGGGUGACAUAAUGCUCCAUGGUUACCAGUGAGAGCUGCACCCCUCCUGUGACAGGGUCUCUUGUAGUGUUCUGUACGGCUUUUGAUAAUGCAGAACAGUCACUGACUCGGCCUCAGAGGCAGUGCUCCCUUCACAGGUGUAGGCAGUGAUUUAAGUGCAAGUGACUGUUUGAAGUGUAAGAAUAAGGAGGAAAAUGUCCUUUAUCCCACCCCCCACCCCCCUCCUAAAAUGCACCAAUGUAGCCCUGUUAAAUUUGUCAGUAACUGUGCAAUUACCAAUAAAGCCAUAUUUGUAGCA